AUGAAAGAGGCAGCCGUUUUCCAAAUGCCAGCUCAACUGAGGCAACUCUAUGUAGACAUUUGCGUCUACUGUAAUCCUACAGACGCCGCGACUCUGUUUGAUGCCAACCUCAAUCAUCUCAUGGAAGACUUUAUUAGGAGUGGACAUGAUGCCAAUGUAGCCAAAAAUCUAACGCUGAAAUGGAUUCAGGACAAGCUACGUCUAAACAACAAGACGAUGGAAGAAUUUUCCUUGCCGGUUCCUGACUUCCAUCUCAUCAACCAACUGAUUGAAGCCCAAAUGGAAAGAAACGACGACAACGUAAGGCAACAAAAGCGAUUGAUGGGUGAAAUGAUGCUGUCUCAACUCAACGACGGUCAACGGGCGGCCUUUGAUAAAAUCAUGGCUGCUGUCAACGAUGUCACCAACACCGCACAUCCAAGACAGUAUUUCCUAGACGGCCCUGGAGGAACGGGCAAAACUUUUGUCUACAACACUCUCAUCAAUGUUCUCCAGGGCCAAGGAAGACAAGUCAUCGCAGUGGCUUCGACGGGGAUCGCGUCGACUUUGUUGCUGGAUGGUGCGACUUACCAUUCGCAGUUCAAGAUCUACCCUCCAAUUACAGAGACGACACGAUCAAAAAUCGAAGAAGGCACCUAUAAUGCGCAAAUGAUUAGGAACGCGUGUCUCAUCAUCUCAGACGAAGCCACAAUGAAGACCAACCACGCUCUCGACGCAAUCAAUCAUCUGUUCCAAACGGUGAUGAAAAAUCGUGUCGAACCCUACGGCGGUAAAGUUCUCUUGCUCGGCGGUGAUUUCAGACAGUGCCUGCCCGUUGUCCGACAUGGAAACAGAGUCCAAGUCGUUGAAGCCACCAUCAUCAAUAACGUGACUUGGCCAAAUUUCCAUCAACUUCGAUUGGUGCAGAACAUGCGCACCACAGCUGGCAGUCAAGAUUACGCAGAUUGGCUCAUCGAGCUCGGAAAUGGAAUUCUCCCUCAAAUACCGAGGCUUAACAACCCAGAUGUCAUCGAAAUUCCACAAGACUUUCUGAACAUUCAACGUAAUUUAGUUGAACACGUCUUUGGAGACCCAUCAGAUCUCUUGCAAGAUGGAGUGGUUGAUUCAAUUUCGAAUCGGGCAAUUUUAUGCCCCAAGAAUGAAGAUUGUCUUCGGAUAAACAACCAAAUCAUCACAGAGAUGCCUGGCGCACUGAAAAUUUAUAGGAGCAUCGACACCAUGGAUUCAGAGGAUCCAGAGGAAAUUGCCAACUACCCUGCGGAAAUAUUAAACACCUUUAACGUUUCUGGACUUCCUCCGCACGAAUUGAAACUGAAAACUGGAGCAUUCAUCAUUCUUCUCAAGAACAUUGACUCGCGAAAAGGACUGUGCAACGGUACGAGGUUGAUCAUCAGGGAACUUGCGCUCAAUUUGAUAGUAGCAGAUAUCGCGGCUGGAAAAAACAAAGGACACACUGUUUUUCUACCACGCAUGUCCAUGACACCAACUGACUCUGACUUGCCGUUUAAACUCAAGCGAUUGCAGUUCCCCGUACUUGUGGCUUUCGCCAUGACCAUCAACAAGUCGCAGGGACAGACUUUCGAUCGAGUCGGCAUCUACCUUCCGGAACCUGUUUUCAGCCAUGGCCAACUGUAUGUCGCAUUUUCGCGAGCCACAUCAAGAGAAGGUGUGAAGAUCGAGUGUGGUGAGUCCGAGAAACAAGGAAAGCUUCUCAAAAAUAUUCCAGAUUCAUCGGAACAAGAUAAGCAACGAGUUUUUACGAGGAACGUCGUCUAUAAAGAAGUACUCAUCUGA
Messenger RNA from Daphnia magna, 1794 nucleotides. RefSeq names its product ATP-dependent DNA helicase pif1-like. Gene Ontology annotation, molecular function: DNA helicase activity. The coding region runs from base 1 to 1794 and encodes 597 amino acids. Gene Ontology annotation, biological process: telomere maintenance; DNA repair. The transcript has a single exon. NCBI's taxonomy places the organism in Eukaryota, Metazoa, Arthropoda, Branchiopoda, Diplostraca, Daphniidae. The record is from RefSeq and is a predicted model, not a curated record.